Messenger RNA from Folsomia candida, 1401 nucleotides. RefSeq lists its product as uncharacterized. Lineage: Eukaryota; Metazoa; Arthropoda; Collembola; Entomobryomorpha; Isotomidae. Bases 133 to 1095 code for a protein of 320 amino acids. The transcript is spliced from 2 exons. The record is from RefSeq and is a predicted model, not a curated record.
CCCGUCAAUGGGAGAUUGUUUGUCUCAACAAAUAAACACUUGCACUGGAAGUGUUACGCUGUUUACUCCGUAAUCAUUGAACACAUUUUAUUUACAGCAGUUCAAGCGGCGUACAGUUAUCAUCUGGGGACCAUGUUGGAUGUAGGACAGCUUUUAUUGGCUUUUAGCUUUCAACUUCUUUCAGCUUUGUCAAUUUGGUUAUUAAUUAUGUCGCCGGAAGAUGUCGUAAUUGCAGUAAAUGGUUUGAUUCUCUACUUGAAAUCAUAUUAUGAUAACUGGAUGUUACCUCAAUUGGACGUAUACACUCGAAAAACGAGUCAGCUACUGGACAAGAUAUUAGUCACAUUUGUACCUAUUUCAUUUAUGUGCGUUUUUUUUGCGCCAUGCCAUUUGUUUUUUCAACCGAUGUCCAAAAUGUACGUGACGUCGCUAUUUUCAGAACAAUGGCUCAAUACACAUCAAGUUCUGCAACUCGUCAUCCUACUCCCAAUAAUAAUUUUGUAUCUAUUCGCGUGCAUUGGAAUUGUCACAGUGUAUAUCCUUCAUUUCCAAAUCGUUCUAACCUACAUAUUUUUCUUGACGCCAAUACUUUGGAAGGAUUUGAGACUUAAUUUACCCUCAUAUCGCACUGCCGCUGAACUUCGGUCUAAGAUUAAUUUGACCCACGAGUACCGAUCUAUUGAGAUAAUUCAUGCGAUGGCGGUGGAAAAUUAUGGACCGUUAAUACUGCCGUUUCACACCGUAUUUAUGCUGAUCGCUAUAUUUACAAGCUACGUUGCUACACGAUACUGGACCGUUUUGAAUGUUACUUUUAUUAGCGUACUUGCUUUCUUGGCAUUUGUUACUGUUAUAUUUUGGGCAAUAGUUUUAAUCUUUGGGGGAUUUUAUUUCACUCAGUGCACAAGAACUAUAAAAUCUUGGAAACACUUUGAGGGGUGCAAAGAAGAUAUUUUGUACAUUAAGCUUUUUGCAAGAUCGUGUAAAGCUCUUAAAAUUGGGGAUCAAAGUCGUUUCAAGAUUAAUAAUUUGUCACUUUUGUUUUUCAUCAAAGGGGUAACGCGUGGAAUUAUGCGAGCAUUGUUAACUUUAAGAUAAGACGAGAUCCGUAUAUUAAGCGACUUGGUUUUGAUGAUCUAACUUAUUUUAAAUUGACCGAACAAUAAUUGUUAAUUAAUUAUUAAUAGUAGUUGCAUAUGUAGAAACUAAAAUUUAGCCUUAGGACGACAACAAUCAGAAGAAUUUUUUAAAUAUUCAGAUAGGGACACAAAUGUACGGCGCUGGUCGUUUAGCUUUUUCGAAAUAAAUGUAUGUAAAAUGAUUUUAUUACACGGAAGGACGCUAAAUAAAAAUUUAGCGUUUUUAUGUAAAGAAUUUUAAGAAAAGUGAAUAAAUAUUUUGAGU